Caenorhabditis briggsae is the source of this 4218-nucleotide messenger RNA. RefSeq names its product Protein CBR-PQN-80 (gene Cbr-pqn-80). Gene Ontology annotation, biological process: regulation of DNA-templated transcription. The transcript has 21 exons. The record is from RefSeq and is a predicted model, not a curated record. The coding region runs from base 1 to 4218 and encodes 1405 amino acids. Gene Ontology annotation, cellular component: RSF complex. NCBI's taxonomy places the organism in Eukaryota, Metazoa, Nematoda, Chromadorea, Rhabditida, Rhabditidae.
AUGGAGCCGAUGGGUAGUGCGAAGAAGAAGAAAAAGGCGGAGAAGAGUCGAAAAUCGGAAAUAAUCCAAAUAAAACUUCAAAUCGCAAAGCCGGGCAGCAAAAAGUACACUCAUUUGGAUUGGAAUGAGAUGUUAAGGGAAAAUGGAAAACAACGAGACGAGGAUGAGCUGCGACGAUUCUACGAUGAGGAUACGUUGUUUAUGGCGAAAAAGCUCAGCGAAACGAAAUCAAAGUCCGGCAAGAAGAUACGAGUGAAUUUGGACGAAAUUCAGCACAUGAACCGGAAUUGUGGCUAUGAUAUGGACGAUGAUUUUAUCGAUGACACAGAAGCGGUCGAUGACUCGGUAUUUGCCUCAAAAAAGGGCGGAUUCUAUGCGGGACGUGGUGAGCUCAAGGCUCAAAAUGACGUUGACGACGAGGACGAUGAGGACGACGAUGAUGAGGAGGAGGAGGAUUCAGAUGACGGAGGAGCACAGAUUCAAGAGAAAAAGCAGAAAAAUCAGCAGAGGAAGCCACUAAAAGAGCAGCAGAAGAAGAAGAAGACGUCAGGCGAAUCGGAAUCGUCGUCGUCGGAUUCAGAUGCGGAACGUCCGAGACUCGCCGGUGGGCCGCCGACCAUACGAAUGGCCGGCGGACCGCCGAAUGGAAAGAGACCAGCGCCGCCGGUGGUCCCUGGCGUCAGAGCUUCAGAUGCUGCGGUGCCGACGAUGAAGACUGCCACGUCAUCAAGCUCAUCAGACAUUGUUUGUUUGGAUGACGACGGAGAGCCACCAGCCAAGAAGAAGGCAACAGCUGCUACAGUAACCCUGAAGAAGGGCAGGAUGGAUGAGGAUGAGCAUACUGCCACGACAUCAACUUCAAAUGGAAUCCCAACCGUUCCGAAACUGUCUCCCCAGAAGACGACGACGUCAUCUGAAUCCCCAACGUCUUCUACAUCUACCCAGAAGGCGCUGACAGCAGAAAAAGCGUCGAAACUGUUCGAUCGUCUGAAAUCACUGGGAAAUCGAUUCAAAGAAUCGAAAUCGACGAAUUUCGACGAUGAAACGAUGGAAAUCAUCAGGAAGUACUACGAUUUGAUCAAUAAUUCGACUGGUGAGAGAGUCAAUGUCGAACCACUGAUCUAUACGAUUGCAACGAGUUUCGGAAUCACUUCUGAGCAAGUUAUGAAGCAGAUCACGCACGCGAUGCUCAAAAAAGAACCAUCAACACCAUCGAAAACUACAGUAACCGCAACUACAGUAACCCCAGCGCCACACGAACAAAUCGAUUGGAAAUUGACGCCGAACGAGCUGCCGUCGAUGAGUGAGAUGGAUUUACAAAUGUUGACGACGAUAGUCAAAUCGUGGGUCGCCAAGAAGAAAUUGACGACGGAACUGAUGAAAAAAUGGAUCGACGAGGCGAAUCGGCUGAAAUUCAGUGCCGAUCAGGCUAGAUUGAAGUUCUACGAAUUGGUACAAUCCGCGCCAGAUUUGGAUAAGACAACGCAGCAGCAGGAGAAUGGAAACGAGAUGCCGAAACACGAGCGGUCCCGAAAAGCGCGAAUGUUCCUGCAUCAAUGGGUCUAUCUAUCUCGGAAAUACGUUGAAAUGAUACUGCCGACUCUGAAGAAGGACCAACCGACGGACCAAUUGGCACAGAAACAAUGGCUGCUCCGCCUCGCCGACGACGCCGUCUACACAUUUCAAUUCUCGGAGCCACGCCGCCAUCCACCCGUAUCUCGAAGAUCUAGUGGAUUAUGCCCUGGCAAAUGGCAAGCUGGACGUCGCAGUGACGGGAAUAGACACUCUCCAUCAUGUCAUAGAGGAGAAAAUCACCAAGAUUCAAUUCUACAUCGAAAUCUGUCGACGUCUUCAGAAAUUAUCGUUUUUGGCCGUCGAGGAGCCGAUGAAAUCGAGAUUAAGGCAGGCGAACGAGGCGAUUGUCAAGCAUCAAGUGGUCCAGAAUCAGAAAUAUCAAAUAAAUGGCCGAACGGAAUGGAGGAACCGUCUCUAAGGGGAUUGAACCGCGAGCUUCAUGAUUUCACCCGUUCGGUGCUGAAACGUGGUGUCGGUCGACCAUCGUUGGGUCUGAAAACACCUUCUUCAUCCCCAGUCAAAUAUACACUUUCCAAAACUUCUGGAUUUCCAUCGCUGAAAAAGACGACGACGUCUUCUGGAAUCGUUGUCAAGCCUUCUGGAGCGCCGACGUCAUCUGGAGCGCCUUCUAAACCACUAGGAGCUAUCGUCACGCCUUCAAAGCCUUCAGGAGCCACAACGCCCUCUGGAAAUGGAUCCUCUGGAGCGGCCGCCGUAAAGUCAUCUGGAAUCUUCUCGAAGCCUCCAGGAGUCGCGACAACGACGUGUUCUGGAGUCACUGCGACGUCUUCUAAACCCACCACGUCUUCUGAAUCGAAAAAUUCAGAAGACGUCGCCUCAAAGCAACGUCUCCAAGCGAUGAAUCAACUGGUUCAGGUAUACCUGGGGAAAUACGUGCUGGCGACUGGCAAUUCGACAACUGCUGAAAUUUGCGAUUCGUCGAAAUAUCCGAUAUCAGAGGAAAUGCUAACGCUCCUAGUGAUUGCUGUUUACUCGUGUGGCGUUCCAAUGGCGAGUCAAAUGACAAUGUUUAAAAACAUUCUCUCGAACGUGGGACAAACUCGAAUGGCGGCGGCAAUUGCGUCGCAGCGAAUACAACAAGCUCAAAAGAUGACGGAAGAGAACUAUGUGAAACUUUUCGAGUAUUUUUCGAAGUUGGAAAAAUCGGCAGAAGAGAAAAAGAAGGCUGAGCAAUUGGCGAGGCUGGAGAAGAUUCAGGAGGAAAAUAGGAAGAAACAAGAAGAAAAAUUAAGAAAAGAACACGAAAAACAAGCGGAAAAAGAGAAAAUCGAAGCGAGAAAACGGGAAGAAAAGGAGCGGAAAGAGCGAGAAAAACGAGAAGAAAAAGGAGAAAAGAGCGGGAAAUUCGAGAAAUUUCUGAGAGAAAAAGAAGGGAAGAAGAGGAUCGGAUUCAGGCGAAACGGUUAUUGGCACAACAGGAAGAGGAUCGACGCAGGAAGAGAGAAGCAGAGGAACAAGUGCAAAAAGAGAUUGAAAGAAGAGCCAAAAUGGAAAAGGAGGCGGCCGACGCUCUUCAAGGACUCGAAGAGGAUCUUCUCAUGGACGACGUCGAUUUUUUGUCAGAGCAACAGAGCAAAGUUGAUGAGAAAAAUGGCUGAAGCCAAGAGAGCCGAAGAGCGAGAGAAUCAGAUAAGGAUGAUGAGAGCGCAGCAGGCGCAGAGACGCAGAGAAGAUACACCACCGCCACCACAAAUGACUACAGUACCUCAGAAUACGCCAAUGGACAUUCUAAACGCCGCUCAGGAAGCAGCUGGACUGGAAUCCUACAGCACUGUAAAACAGGAAAUUCCAGAAAAACCAGAAAAACCAAUGAGCGCUUUUGAGAAAUUAGCCUCACUUCGUGUGCGGACCCAAUCUGCGGAUAUGAAGAGAGGAAGCGAGAUUCAGAAUCCAAUUCAAAAUCCAAUCCAAAAUUCCCUAUUUUUGCCAUCAAAUCCCCCUACUCCACAGUUCUUCCCUACCGUAACCCAACCACUGCAACAUAUGGACCCUCCUCCGGCCCCAAAUUUCGGUCAGAAUCCCAAUUUUCAACGUCAGAAUUCCUCUCAGAGUCAUCACAUUCCCGCACAGACCCCUCAAUUUCUUCCCCAACAACCCCAAGUCUUUCAACAACGCGGACCCAUGUUUCCAGAAAAUGGAAAUGGCCAAAAUAUGAACAUGCAGCAAUCUAAGCAAGGAUCCACUAUGAACCAAUCUCCACAAACCCUACAACAUCAACAGUACCCAACCAAUUCUUAUCAAUCUCCAAUUCCAAACUCGAUGAGCAAUUCCUCUCUAAUGCACACACCACUCAGCAAUAACUCGAUGGUUUCUCAAAGUCCCCAUCAAUUUUCAUCUCAUCCGUCCCCCAUGUCCCAACAAUACCAAACGCCACCGUCAGUUGGAAUGAUUAAUCAUGGAAUGGUCCAAAGUCCAAUGCCAAACCAAUCACCGCUUCAACAUUUCAACUAUCCAACGUUCUCACCACAACGAGUACAACAACCACCACAAAUGCAACAAAUGCAUCGCCAGCAAAAUUUAAGCCAACAAAAUUUGAUGAUGAUGCAGCAGCAGCAACAAAAUUCAAACCAAAUGAUGCAUCAAAUGAACCAUCAUAACAACUACCCACCACAACAACAAUAA